CCUGUGCCUGGCUGGUCGGGGUGCGGUCAUGUCAGAGGAGCUCUGCUGAGCCGAGUAGCUACAGCUCCUCAGGAGAGGAAUUAAAACCAACUACCUGCAGAGCCCCAGGAAACGGACACCCUCCAGGAGAUGGACUCAGCAUGGACCACCACCGUCCUCCUGGUGCCCUGCGUGGUCCUGCUAACAGCUGGAUUUUUCUACCUCUAUGGUGUAAUUAUGGGACUGUUGUCCAAAACAUCAGUGCGCAACAAGGUGGUGGUUAUAACUGAUGCUUUAUCCGGGCUUGGAAAAGAGUGUGCAGGCGUGUUUCACAAAGGAGGCGCGAGGCUGAUCCUCUGCGGGAAAAGCUGGGAGAAACUCAAAGAGCUCGCAGAGGAUUUGGCGAAUGCUUCUGAUCCGACGGUGACGUUUCCUCCUAAGCUGGUGCUGCUGGAUUUUGGAGAUAUGGACAGUAUGCCUGAGGCAGAGAUCCUGGACUGUUACGGCUGCCUGGAUAUUAUUAUCUUCAACAGCAGCAUGAAGGUGAAAGCUCCUGCGCAGAGUCUGUCGCUGGAGGUGGACAAACUACUGAUGGACAACAACUACUUUGGGCCUGUCACUCUGGCUAAAGGUGUGCUGCCCUCCAUGAUCUCCAGGAGAAGCGGUCACCUGCUGCUAGUUAACAGCAUCCAAGGGAGACUGACCGUGCCUUUUCGCACUAGCUAUGCAGCCUCUAAACAUGCUGUCCAGGCCUUCUUCGACUGCCUGAGAGCUGAGGUGGAGGAGUACGGCAUCUCCGUGAGCACCAUCAGCCACACCUUCAUCAGCUGCUCCGCGCCUGGAGCCGCAGCCGCCUCCAAGUCCCCGUGGUCGUUGCUGUACACUAAGAAGCCCCUCGGCGUUUCUCCGGAUCAAGCCGCCACGGAGAUCGUGAAGACUUUAAACAACAAGAGGAAAGAGGUGGUGAUUGCACCAUCGCUCCCCAAGGUGGCCAUUUACGCCCGAUCCUUCUUCCCCAACAUGUUCUUCGCUGUGAUGGCUGCGGGGGUGAAGAACGCUGCCCCCCCUGAGAAGAUUUAGGUGCUGUCUCAACGCUAUGAUGAUGGGACACGAGGUUUUUAAGUCGCACAAAUAAGUGGAAGUCGAAGAUAUUUGUUUGAUAAUCUGAUGUUUCUGUGUAUGGAUUGCCAGCCAGAAAAAAGGGGCAACUUUACUACAAACAAGAAUUUUAAAGCAAUUCUUGACACAAAACAUUAAACUAGAGCCACAAAGCAUAUUUAAGCCUUAUGAUAUCUGUUUAUUUAUGCUAUCUGUUGCAUGUUUUUUAAACUUUCAUUUUUUAAACAUAAUUUGACUAAAGAAUUUCCCAAUAAAGUAGAUCUGUAAACUAUCCCAGCUGUUACAGGGAGAGAGGCAGGGUGCAAACUCUUGUCUUUGUCUUAUUUAUUGUAUUUCCAUUCAUGUUUGUUCAUUUCAAUAAAUAACUGCACCUGUUUCUUAUUUUCCCAGCGAAAUCAUACUGUAAAGAUCACCACAUGUAUGUAUGUUUAUGUAGUUCCCAUUUCCUCCAAGACGAUUUGACCAAUCUUGAUUAAAUUUUGCAUCAUCAUUGCCUGGGGUACUGUGAGUGCCAACAUCUAUAAGGCAUCUAUAAAUAUCUUGUACAAAUCCCACAGUCGUGUAUGUAUUUGUACAUUUGACACUUUCUACAAUGUAAUGUCAGAUUAGAAUGAUGUCACAAGAUAAUGUAUCAUAGCCUCAUACUGUAAUGAUGGUCAUGUAUGUAUGUUUAUAUGUUCUGUGUCUCUGUGGCACGGGGGGAGAGGCAGUCAAAGACUUUUGCACAGAACUGCUAGAAUUGUUGACCCCGUAUUGAUUUGAUUACAAACAAAAGAGAAUAAUUGUUCAAGUAAUAAUUGUUCAGCAUGUUCAAGUGGAACUGAGCACCGUGAGUCUUAGCUGAGUUGGUGCAAAUGAAUCAAAUUUGACUAAGCCUAUUCUGAUACUAUGUAAAACAUACAGCAGCU
This is a messenger RNA of Archocentrus centrarchus (flier cichlid), 2006 nucleotides long. RefSeq names its product dehydrogenase/reductase (SDR family) member 7Ca (gene dhrs7ca). Bases 130 to 1059 code for a protein of 309 amino acids. NCBI's taxonomy places the organism in Eukaryota, Metazoa, Chordata, Actinopteri, Cichliformes, Cichlidae. Gene Ontology annotation, molecular function: oxidoreductase activity, acting on the CH-OH group of donors, NAD or NADP as acceptor. The record is from RefSeq and is a predicted model, not a curated record. Gene Ontology annotation, biological process: intracellular calcium ion homeostasis. The transcript is spliced from 7 exons.